Messenger RNA from Lachancea lanzarotensis, 5718 nucleotides. It is a transcript of the gene FKS1, whose product is annotated as LALA0S08e08020g1_1. The record is from RefSeq and is a predicted model, not a curated record. Gene Ontology annotation, biological process: (1->3)-beta-D-glucan biosynthetic process; fungal-type cell wall polysaccharide biosynthetic process. Gene Ontology annotation, molecular function: 1,3-beta-D-glucan synthase activity. The coding region runs from base 1 to 5718 and encodes 1905 amino acids. The transcript has a single exon. NCBI's taxonomy places the organism in Eukaryota, Fungi, Ascomycota, Saccharomycetes, Saccharomycetales, Saccharomycetaceae. Gene Ontology annotation, cellular component: plasma membrane; 1,3-beta-D-glucan synthase complex.
AUGUCCUAUAACGACCAAAACCACUACUACGGUCAGGACGGUCAGCAGCAACCGCACCAGCAACCUCAACAGGGUGGUGAGUAUGCUGAUGACGCCUACCAGCAGGGCUACGGCCAGCAGGCGCAGUUUGACGAGUACGGUCAACCGAUCUAUGCUCAGGAUCAUUAUGAUCCGGAAGCUGCAGCGCAUUACGACCCCAACGCUGCCGAUUAUUACGCCCAACAGGGCUAUGAUCCGGAAUCCAUGGAGUAUGCGCAAGGCAACGCCUACUACGAACAACCUCGCGGCAUGGGCCAAGACCCUGAAAACUUCUCCGAUUUCAGUUACGGUCCUCCUGCGACUCCUGGCUACGACGGGUACGGUACACCAAAUGCAGGCCAAUAUACGCCCUCGCAAAUGAGCUACGGUGAACCCAGAUCGUCGGGUGCUUCAACACCAAUCUAUGGUGGCGAAGGUUUCGACUCUUCAGCUAUCGCCAUGGCUUUGCCCAACGAACCUUACCCAGCUUGGACUGCCGAUAAUCAGUCUCCAGUCACUAUCGAGCAGAUCGAAGAUGCUUUCAUUGACCUUGCCAAUAGAUUCGGAUUUCAGAGAGACUCUAUGAGAAAUAUGUUUGACCAUUUCAUGACUCUCCUCGAUUCCAAAGCCUCUAGAAUGUCUCCACAACAAGCUCUUCUGUGUUUGCAUGCGGACUACAUCGGUGGUGAUACCGCGAAUUACAAAAAGUGGUAUUUCGCCGCCCAGCUGGAUAUGGACGACGAAGUUGGAUUCCGUAACAUGAGUUUGGGUAAACUCUCCAGAAAAGCAAGAAAGGCUAAGAAGAAGAAUAAGAAGGCUAUGAAAGAGGCACAGGAGGAAGAAAACGGCGAUACUGAAGCUAUGUUGAGUCAACUUGAAGGUGACAACUCUUUGGAAGCGGCCGACUUCAGAUGGAAGGCCAAGAUGAACAAAUUAUCCCCACUGGAAAUGGUACGUCAUGUCGCCCUGUACCUCAUGAUCUGGGGUGAAGCUAAUCAAGUUAGAUUCACAUCCGAAUGUUUGUGUUUCCUAUACAAGUGCGCCUCUGAUUACUUGGACUCCCCCUUGUGUCAGCAACGUACAGAGCCAAUGCCCGAAGGUGACUAUUUGAACAGAGUCAUCACCCCACUUUACCUUUACAUCAGAUCUCAGGUUUACGAGGUUGUCGAUGGUCGUUUCGUGAAGCGCGAAAGAGACCACAACAAGGUGAUUGGUUACGAUGACGUCAAUCAACUCUUUUGGUACCCAGAAGGUAUCGCCAAAAUUGUAUUUGAAGAUGGCACUCGAUUGAUCGAUUUGCCGGCCGAGGAACGUUACUUGAGACUUGGCGAAGUCAGUUGGAAUGACGUCUUCUUCAAGACCUACAAAGAAACCCGUUCCUGGUUCCAUUUGAUAACCAACUUCAACCGUAUUUGGGUCAUUCAUGGUUCCAUAUAUUGGAUGUAUGCGGCUUACAAUGCUCCCACCUUGUACACCAAGAACUAUCAGCAGCUUCUGGAUAACCAGCCUUUGGCAGCUUACAGAUGGAGUUCACCUGCCUUGGCUGGUACUUUGGCUUGCAUUAUUCAGCUUGUCGCAACCAUUUCCGAGUGGUUUUUCGUUCCCCGUAAAUGGGCUGGUGCUCAGCACUUGUCCCGUAGGUUUUGGUUUUUGGUUUUGAUUACUGCCAUUAAUUUGGGUCCUAUUAUAUUCGUUUUCGCCUAUGACAAACUAGAUGUGAAAUCUCAAGCGUCGCAUGUUGUGGGUGCUGUGAUGUUUUUUGUUGCCCUUGCUACGGUGAUUUUCUUCUCUAUCAUGCCAUUGGGAGGUCUAUUCACCUCUUACAUGCAGAAGUCGACAAGACGCUACGUUGCUUCUCAGACGUUUACCGCAUCUUUUGCUCCUUUGAAAGGCCUUGACAUGUGGAUGUCCUACCUACUUUGGGUCACUGUUUUCGCUGCCAAAUUCGCGGAAUCUUAUUUCUUCUUGAUCAAAUCAUUAAGAGACCCUAUCAGAGUAUUGACAACCACUUCGAUGAGAUGCAAAGGGGAGUUCUGGUUCAAUGCCACUCUCUGCACCAUACAACCCAAGAUUGUCCUCGGGCUAAUGAUUGCCACAGAUUUUAUUCUCUUCUUUUUGGAUACCUUCAUGUGGUAUGUUCUCUGUAACAUGGUUUACUCGAUCGGUAGAUCGUUCUACCUAGGUAUUUCGAUCCUCACACCCUGGAGAAACAUUUUCACGAGAUUGCCAAAGAGAAUUUACUCCAAGAUUUUGGCUACCACUGACAUGGAAAUCAAGUACAAGCCUAAGGUUUUGAUCUCUCAGAUUUGGAAUGCCAUUGUGAUUUCAAUGUACAGAGAACAUCUGCUCGCUAUCGACCACGUUCAAAAGCUGCUUUAUCAUCAAGUUCCCUCUGAGAUUGAGGGUAAGAGAACUUUGAGAGCUCCAACCUUUUUUGUUUCUCAGGAUGACAACAACUUCGAGACGGAGUUUUUCCCAAGAGAUUCCGAGGCCGAGCGUCGUAUUUCUUUCUUUGCUCAGUCGCUUGCUACUCCAAUCCCAGAACCACUUCCUGUCGACAAUAUGCCAACUUUCACUGUCUUGACUCCUCAUUACUCGGAAAGAAUCUUGCUUUCCUUGAGAGAGAUUAUUCGUGAAGAUGAUCAGUUUUCCAGAGUCACCUUAUUGGAGUACUUGAAACAGCUUCACCCUGUCGAAUGGGACUGUUUCGUGAAAGACACUAAAAUUCUCGCAGAAGAAACAGCUGCUUACGAGGGAACCGCCGAAGACCUUGAAAAAGAGGGCGAAGUAGGUAUCAAAUCUCAAAUUGAUGAUUUGCCAUUUUACUGUAUUGGUUUCAAGUCUGCUGCUCCGGAGUAUACAUUGCGUACCAGAAUCUGGGCAUCCUUGAGAUCACAAACACUAUACCGUACUGUAUCUGGUUUUAUGAACUACGCUAGAGCCAUCAAGCUUCUUUACAGAGUCGAAAACCCUGAAAUUGUUCAGAUGUUUGGUGGUAAUGCCGAGGGACUAGAAAGGGAACUUGAGAAGAUGGCUAGAAGAAAGUUCAAGUUUUUGGUUUCUAUGCAAAGAUUAGCCAAGUUCAAGCCUCACGAAUUAGAAAAUGCUGAAUUCUUGUUGAGAGCAUACCCCGAUCUGCAAAUUGCAUACUUGGACGAAGAGCCACCUUUGAACGAAGGCGAAGAACCUAGAAUUUACUCUGCCUUGAUUGAUGGACAUUGUGAAUUGUUAGCGAAUGGUCGCAGACGCCCUAAGUUCAGAGUUCAACUAUCCGGUAACCCAAUUUUGGGUGAUGGUAAAUCCGAUAAUCAAAACCAUGCCAUGAUCUUUUACAGAGGUGAGUACUUGCAGUUGAUUGACGCUAACCAGGAUAACUACUUGGAAGAAUGUCUGAAGAUCAGGUCUGUAUUGGCUGAAUUUGAGGAAUUGAAUGUUGAACAGAUUAACCCCUACGCUCCUGGCUUGAAAUACGAAGACCAAUCCACGAAUCACCCUGUUGCCAUCGUCGGUGCUAGAGAAUAUAUCUUUUCUGAAAACUCCGGUGUGCUGGGUGAUGUCGCUGCUGGUAAAGAACAGACUUUUGGUACCUUGUUUGCUCGUACCCUUGCUCAAAUUGGUGGUAAGCUCCACUAUGGUCACCCCGAUUUUAUUAACGCAACUUACAUGAAUACUAGAGGUGGUGUUUCCAAGGCUCAGAAAGGAUUGCACUUGAACGAAGAUAUCUACGCUGGUAUGACUGCUGUCUUACGUGGUGGCCGUAUCAAACAUUGUGAAUACUACCAGUGUGGUAAAGGUAGAGAUUUGGGCUUUGGCACAAUUUUGAACUUUACCACCAAGAUUGGUGCUGGUAUGGGCGAACAGAUGCUGUCUCGUGAGUACUACUAUCUCGGUACACAGUUGCCGCUUGACAGAUUCUUGUCAUUCUACUAUGCUCACCCUGGUUUCCAUUUGAACAAUCUUUUCAUUCAGAUUUCUGUCCAGCUCUUCAUGUUAACUAUGGUGAACUUGAAUGCAUUGGCACAUGAGUCUAUUCUCUGCACUUACGACAGAUACAAGCCUAUUACUGAUGUUUUACAUCCCAUUGGAUGUUACAACUUUGCCCCUGUCAUUGACUGGAUCAGACGUUACACCUUGUCCAUUUUCAUUGUCUUUUUCAUCUCUUUCAUUCCUAUCGUGGUUCAAGAACUCAUUGAGCGAGGUAUCUGGAAAGCCACUCAAAGAUUUUUCAGACAUAUCAUUUCUUUGUCUCCGAUGUUCGAAGUUUUCGCAGGUCAAAUUUACUCUUCUUCUUUAUUGAGUGACUUAACUGUUGGUGGUGCCAGGUACAUUUCCACAGGUCGUGGUUUUGCCACCUCCCGUAUCCCAUUUUCUAUUCUGUACUCUAGGUUUGCUGGAUCUGCAAUUUACAUGGGUGCUAGAUGUAUGUUAGCACUUUUGGCGGGUUCUGUUAUCCAUUGGCAAGCUCCUCUUCUAUGGUUCUGGGCUUCUUUGACUGCUCUUAUUUUCUCGCCUUUCAUUUUCAACCCUCACCAAUUCUCGUGGGAAGAUUUCUUCUUGGAUUACCGUGACUUCAUCAGAUGGUUGUCAAGAGGUAACAACAAAUACCACAGAAACUCCUGGAUCGGGUAUGUCAGAAUGACCAGAUCGAGAGUCACUGGUUUUAAGCGUAAGCUCACCGGUGAUGAGUCUGAAAAGGCAGCUGGCGAUGCCGCUAAGGCUCACAAGUCAAACAUGCUUUUGCCUGACAUUAUUCCAUGUGCAAUUUACGCUGCCGGUUGUUUCGUUGCUUUCACUUUCAUCAAUGCACAAACUGGUGUUAAAGAUGCCGAAUUGGUCAAUUCAACGUUGCGUAUCAUCAUCUGUACCCUAGCGCCAAUUGCUGUUAACAUGGGUGUCCUGUUCUUCUGCGUUUGUCUAUCUUGUUGCUCUGGUCCGCUUUUCGGUCUAUGUUGCAAGAAGACCGGCUCAUCCAUGGCUGGAUUUGCUCAUGCUGUGUCAGUGAUCGUGCACAUUGUUUUCUUCAUUGUGAUGUGGGUUUUGGAAAACUUCAACUUCGGCCGCAUGUUGGUUGGUGUUUUGACCUGCCUGUACAUUCAGAGAUUGAUUUUCAAGGUCAUUACCGUGUUUAUGUUGUCUCGUGAAUUUAAGAACGAUCACGCAAACACAGCAUUCUGGACUGGUAAGUGGUACGGCACUGGUUUCGGCUACAUGGCGUGGACUCAGCCAGCCAGAGAAUUUUUGGCCAAGGUUGUUGAGCUCUCUCAUUUUGCAGGUGACUUUGUGCUUGGCCACUUCAUCUUGUUCUGUCAGUUGCCGCUACUCUUUAUCCCAUACAUUGACAAGUUCCACUCCAUCAUGUUGUUUUGGCUAAAGCCCUCUCGUCAAAUCCGCCCUCCAAUCUACUCCCUCAAGCAGAGCCGUUUGCGUAAGCGGAUGGUGAAAAAGUACUGCUCAUUGUACUUUUUGAUCCUGGUAGUUUUCGCUGCCUGUAUCAUUGGUCCAGCUGUCGCUUCCAAACAGAUUAAGAGCAACUUGAGUGAUAGUCUAAACAACAGCAUUUCGACGAAAACCUUUCAGAAUCUGGUGCAGCCUAAGAACAAAGGACAUGACGAUACUGGUUCCAGUCUCCAGAGUGGUAACCACUUCUACUACACCAUUCCAUCUUCCCUGGCAACAACUUCUUACGCCACCAAGGCUUGA